Molecule: messenger RNA, 1142 nt
Organism: [Candida] anglica
Lineage: Eukaryota; Fungi; Ascomycota; Pichiomycetes; Serinales; Debaryomycetaceae
Source: the annotation of a GenBank genome assembly
CUAACACAUCACUUUCUCUUUAGAUUAUGACACUCGAAAGCCCUGAACUAACUUUUAAUGCAAUCCAAUAUGCAAGCAAUAGAACUCCCUUGAAAAUUGAAAAAGAUUCUAUUGCAUUAACUAAAGUUGAUGGUGGUUACUCUGUUAAGCCCUGCGAGAUUUUAAUUAAAGUCCACUCUGCAGCUUUGAACCCGGUGGAUAUAGUAUUGUACAAUUCCGCUCACCCUUUGAUAUCUAGAAUUAAAGGUGGUGCAUUACAGGGAAUUGGUCGUGAUUACUCUGGUACUAUUGUUGAAAUUGGAGAUAUCGCAAAGAGCAAGUAUAACUUCAAUGUCAGUGAUAAGGUCUGUGGGCUAUACAGACAUCCAUUUGGCAAGGGAACUGUCUCAGAGUAUAUUCUCUUAGACCCAUCUGUGGAUCCUGCCAUCACCAAGUUACCUAAGAACGCUAGCUUUGAGGAGGCCGCUUCAUGGCCAUUGGUAUAUGGAACUGCACUGCAAAUGAUUGAGACUGCAGGAAUAAAUCUGGAAGAAGUUGGCGCAACAUCUCGUGUGUUAGUUAUUGGUGGGGCAACAAGUGUGGGCCGUUACGUUAUACAAUUGUGCAAAAAUGUGUACAACGUCAAGGAUGUUGUUGCAAUUUGCUCAAACUCUUCCUCAGACAUGGUUAAGUCUUUGGGUGCUGAUUCAACUAUCGACUAUAAGGUGCAUCCUAAUAUAUUUGCACCCGUGAGUGAGUAUGCAGCCCAAAAUGGGAAGUUUGAUGCAGUCUUUGACUGUUGUGGGAAUUCCGAUCUCUUUACAAACAUGUCUGCAAUUUUAAAAUCUUGUUCUAGUCAUUAUGUGACCAUUCAAGGUGAUAGCAAGGGAGACUAUGAAACUGUAAAUAUGGCUAAUGCCGUGAAGAAGAACCUUGGUUUAGCUCCUCGGAUGUUAAAGAAUAGUUUAGGUUUUUUGGGGUACAAGUACAAACUUUUGAUGUUAGAACCCGGUGAAUGGAUUCAUGAAGGAAAGAAAAAUAUUGAAGAUGGCAAUGUCAAAAUUCAAAUUGAUAGCGUUCAUAAGUUGAAUGACUUUUCAGUUGCAUACGAAAGAUUGAAAUCAAACAGAGCUUCGGGAAAGAUUGUUAUCAAUUUAGAGUAG